This is a messenger RNA of Agrilus planipennis (emerald ash borer), 1326 nucleotides long. RefSeq names its product ubiquitin-conjugating enzyme E2 J1. The transcript is spliced from 4 exons. The coding region runs from base 333 to 1121 and encodes 262 amino acids. NCBI's taxonomy places the organism in Eukaryota, Metazoa, Arthropoda, Insecta, Coleoptera, Buprestidae. The record is from RefSeq and is a predicted model, not a curated record.
UCAGCAAAAAUAAUCAAAACAAUUCGUCCAUUGUUUCCUGUUUUUUGUUAAUAUUCUUUUAUAUAAUAGCUUAAAAUAGGUAGUGAAUUGUGCGAUUUAUAUUAAACUUUAACUUAAAAUUGCUGAACUGUAACAUUUAAUAUUUAUUAGUCUUAUCUUACGUGGUUUAUAACUGACUUGACAGGUGGUCGUUGUUUAUUCGUUCAGUAAUUUUGUGGUUAGUUUUAUUAUCUUAUCGAAGAUAAGUGUCUGAUAUCUGUACAUAUUAUUCGAGAAGAAACCAAUCUUUAUUUCAUUAAAUUCCCAGUGGUAGUACUUUUAAAUAAUUCCAAAUGUCUGUUCAAGGCCAAUACAAUCUUAAAAGUCCAGGUGUGAAGCGAUUAAUGCGAGAAGCUCGAGAGUUGGCUGAACCUACUGAAGAAUAUUAUGCCAGCCCCUUAGAUGAUAAUCUAUUCGAAUGGCAUUUUACAGUGAAGGGACCGGAAGGUACAGAAUUUGAAGGAGGGUACUACCAUGGCAGGAUAUUGUUGCCUUCACAGUACCCAAUGCAACCACCAAACAUUAUUCUAUUAACACCAAAUGGUCGAUUUGAAACAAAUAAAAAGAUUUGUUUAUCCAUAUCCGGUUAUCAUCCGGAGAGUUGGCAACCAUCAUGGUCAAUACGCACUGCAUUACUAGCAUUGAUAGCAUUUAUGCCAACACCUGCAGCAGGUACAAUAGGUUCCUUAGAAUAUACCAAGGAAGAACGUCAAAUUCUUGCCAAGAAGUCAGUGGACUGGGUGUGUGAUACUUGUGGAAAGAUUUCCACUAAACUGGCUACAGCCUCCUUGUCAGGCACCAAACAACUGACCAAAGAAGAGUCAACACUGAUACAACAAAUUGCUUUGAAAUCUGAAGAAGAAACCGUCAAAAGCAACCAGAGAAAAAACAGUGAAAGUGAUGUAAAUAUAAGGCAGAGAAUACCAGUCAGUCGCAGUGAGUACUCUGAAGCCUCUAAUGCAGAUUCCUUACUUCAGACAUCAAUCGAGAGAUCAAACAAAGAUAAACUGUGGUUUGCUAUUAUUUGGACUAUAAUUACAUUAAUAACUUUGCUGGUUGUUAGGCGAGUUUUCUUUUUAUAAUGCCGUAAUUUUCGUCUUUUUUUUUAACAUAAAUGUAAAUGUUAUUAACAGUUAGUUGCAUCUACACCGUUAAUAAAAGUAUUAAGUUGUUAAAAUUGAUGUGAUAUUUUAUAAGAAAAUUAAAAGUUAUUACCCAUAAGACUGUAAAUAAAUCGUAUAUGAAUAAUUCAUGGUUGGUUGUUAAAUAAAUAAUUAGUUUAUUUCA